UGAAGAUAUGCAUCGUGGCGCCAAAUAGAACACACCCGUAAGACACUCAUUGCCUUCCAAUCUGCAUUUCCCGCGAUUUCAAUUUGUUUUAAUUUCCCCCCGAAAAUCCCAAUUCUCUUUUCUCCUUUCGAUCAACCGUACAUCGAUUUCGACAUUUCGUGCAUUUUCUCUCAAUCCCCAGACGCCGGAAAACCAUACGAGAGUAACAAUUAUGUAACUUUCACCGCAUCCACUACUUUUACGGUAAUUAAAUUGUGGCAUUUGGGCAAUUGAGAAAAACUUUAUGCUAAUUCUAAGGUACUUUCAUCUUUCUUAAAAAGAUUCCUUUUUUCUCUUAAACAUUUCAAGCUUUUUUGUGUAAAUUUGCAACAGAAUCCCUAUAUCAUCGUUUUUCCUUAUUUCUUUUGGACAUUUUGUUGGAAAUACGUUGAUAUAGGUUCUGCGAGGCAGACAAUGGUUGCCGGAGCUGCUUCCGGCAAAACCAACCAAAGGCGAAAUCUUCCGAGUGCAGGGAAUGGUGCAAUCUAAAUGGCUAUCUAAAGGAUAACUCCUUUCUGUGUUUAUCAAACAGAAAUGGACCAUGGAGGUGAAGUUAAUUCUUCAAAACCUCCCCUCUCACCACUACAAUCGUCAUCAUCAUCGUCAUCGUCGUCGACAUCAAGAAGUUCUCACGGUUUCUCCCAAACAAAUCCAGAAGAAACACAGGCAACUUUUUCAUUUGAUAAAGCUCUGAAUGACAUCAAUGAAAGGCAUAGAAACUAUUCCAUACCGGGAAAAGCACUGUUUGCAUCUUCAAAUUCUACUUCAGAGGUUUCAGAUGAAACUAUGCUGCAGAAAUGGGCCCCAAUGCAGUCUCCUCCAGUUCAGGUCAUGGAAAGUCCUGCAGACUUUAACGACUCCAAUACAGUUUCUUUAUCAAAUUUAACAAGCGACCCCUCAACUCCAGACUCUUCUUUCUCAUUUGAACCUUGGAGUGAAUGUAAAAAAUUGGAUACAUCUAUCAGUUCUGCCUCAAAGGAUUCAGAACAUUCGUCAACCAUGGAAAAUCCAGCUGGAGGCUUUGAUACCCAUCAUGGACCACCCUCUUCGAUUUUCAGGAGCAAGUCAUCUACACCCACAGAUUGGAGUACUGCUUCCAAUGAAUCAUUGUUUAGUAUCCAAAUUGGAAACCAUAGCUUUUCUGGAGAUAUAUUUUUCAGGUCUGGGGAACUUGACACAUAUGGAGUAGAACAUGUGAGAUAUGGGCAUAUGUGCCCCUUGACUUCAGUAGGUGGAGAUGAUAACAAUGGUUGCCCACAAAAGGGUGUCCACAAUGUAGUACCUCUAGGACCAGGUGCAAAUGGUCAUACUUCUAGCAGUUUUGUUGCUCAUCCAGUGUGAGUGACAUACCUUACCCUUCUUUGUUUGGCUUGUGUGAACUACUGUCUUUGAGUUAAUCUUUGAUUAAAUAUGACUACACACAUUUAGAGGGAAAGUUAGAAACACAUAUAUAGUUGGUUAUAACCCGUUUGGUAAGGUUGAAGUAAUUUUGGAUUAGCUAACAUUAUUGAAGCUGUGGCUUAAUUAUCUUAAUAAUUAGUAAUUAUUGUAUCAUAAAUCGAUAUAUAAAUAAAUUAAAAUAACUCAUACUCUCUACAUUCCGUAAUUUUCUUCCCACUUUUCAUUUAGUGAUCUCAAGUUUUUCUUCGUAUAUCCUUUUAAGGGUAGAUUUGUGUGGUUGGUAUGGUUUCUCUCCUUUUUAGAUCAAACACAAUUAUACAAUUUUACUUUUUUAAUAAAUGUGCCAAGUCAAAGUAGGAUUAAUAUAUUGGAAUUGGAGUACAUGAAGAUAUAGGUAAAGAGUCAUUUGUUUUAUUUCGCCCAAACAAACUUGUGCACAACUUUUUUCAGUUAUUCAGCUAGAAUAUCUAAACAAGGUUAGGUUUUGGUAGAAAAUACAAGCAGAAAAAAUCUAUCUUGCCAAACAGGCACUUAAUGUGAUUACCUGCUAGUUUUCUCAAACAUCCUUUUCUAUGGGUAAGGAAUGGGAACUCUAUGUAUUGCAGAGCAAAGAAGCCUGAACCAACAAGGUGCCAAUACUGCUGUGCUGGUUGGACAUGUGACCAUUGCCGCUGCUUAAGGAAAAGACAUAGCACUAUUUGCUCAGGCUGCUCAUGUGCAUGCUUAAGUUGUUGGCGUUGCUCUUGUAAACGGUUGAGCUGGUUAUGUUUCCCAUGUAAAUGGUUGAGCCGAUUAUCUUUCUCUUGUAAAUGGUUGAGCCGGUUAUCUUUCUCUUGUCAUUGUCUACGUUGCCACUGGUUUAAACUGCCAAGAUGCCCAUGCAGCUGCUGCUGUGGAUGGCCCUUCUCAGGCUGCCACUGCUGCAAACUACCAAAGUGUCACUGCUGUUUAAGUUGCCACUGCUGUAAACAACCAAAGUCUUGUUGUUGCUGCAAUGAAUUGCCCUGCUUAAAUUGUUACUGCUGCGAGUCAAUCACAUGUUCUUGCCUCUCCUUGAAGUGCCCUAUCUGGAGAAGCUGUCUUUGCCACGGCUCUCGCCUUCUCCAUCUUUGAUAAUUGUGUGAUGAUCAUGGUACUUUGAGAAUCUCAUGAAGCAUUGUCUUCUGUAGGUUUUCAGUGUGACAAAAGAUGGGAGCUUGAAGUGGACUUCACUUUUCACUAACUUAUGGGGUUUUCUUGUCAUACUUACGUACAUAAUAAUUACAUAUAUAUGUAAUAUUUUCCAAAGAGGUGUUUUCAUAGAGUUGUUCACUUAGGCAACUAUCUUGUAACUAAACAUUUACAUUUUAAUUUUGCCCUUUUCUUUUGCCACGUUUGAACCUGUUCGAGAUUGAUUAUGAAAUCAAAU
Molecule: messenger RNA, 2848 nt
Organism: Cuscuta europaea
Lineage: Eukaryota; Viridiplantae; Streptophyta; Magnoliopsida; Solanales; Convolvulaceae
Source: the annotation of a GenBank genome assembly